CCCUCUCCUCCCUCUCACUAACCAGUGAAAACACAACUCCACCCAAACCACAUAUACCACAAAUACCACCCCAUAUAUACUUCAUGGUACAACCACUCUCCACCAAAACCACCCAAUAUUCCCAUACUACCCCAUGUACCACUACUUCCAUCCUCUAUCCUCUACCGCUUCUACGGGUACGCCCCCCCCAGACAAGACAACCACACACCUUACCACCCUUUACCACCUUUACCACCUUACCACCCAACUUCCUCACUUUCUCCAAUCCCACCUUCCUUCCCAUCGUCCUAUACUUACUCCCCAUACCACUUACAACUCCAACUGCCAUUCCACCACUGUCGACCAUAACCCCCACUCUCUUUCUGCUCGACUGCUUAAUUCUCAUGGCAUCAUCUCUAUUUCUUACUCCACCUGUAUAAUUUAUGUACUAGUACUCGUCUACGGUACCACUCAUCCCGCCUUAUACUCGAAAUCCGUUUCCCAUUCGUGCUCUCGCUCGGCACGCACCUCUGAGACUCACCUCCCCAGGCCCUGAGCCAGAAAACCACCUCGCCCACACCCACCCAACAACCCUCACCCUCUCAUGCGAAACGCUCCAAUGCCGUCGAUAUAGACUGCAACGACUAGCGAAACCCCCGAAAACACUCUCACAUCUCUCUGCCCCCGAGCCGAUCACGCCCCCCGACCUGGCGUGUGCAGCAUAAUGGUGCAGGUUCCCACGACGAGCGGCGGCUCGUCGGCCGCCACGCGCGCCUCCCCAGCCAGCGCGACAGCCAGCAACGCCCCCUCGACCCGAGCAAAGGGCGCCGCGAACGGCAAUGCCGUCCCGGCGCCGGUGCAUCUCAGCGCCAUGAAGUCUGCGCCGCUCGACCUGUCGAGUGUGGAGAGGCGAGGCCAGCCGACGGCGAGCCGCGAGACCACAAAGAAGAUGCGGCCGCAUGACUUGCAGGAGGCGCCCACGUAUAGGCCGACGAUGGAGGAGUUCAAGGACCCGUUUCAGUAUAUGAAGAUGAUUGCGCCGGAGGCGUCGCAGUUUGGGAUCUGCAAGAUUAUACCGCCGGCGGAUUGGAAUCCGGGGUUCGCGAUUGAUACGGAGAAAUUCCACUUCAAGACGCGAAAGCAAGAACUCAACUCUAUUGAAGGCAGCACCAGAGCGAAUUUGACAUACCUAGACCAGCUGGCGAAGUUCCAUAAGCAACACGGCACGAGUCUCACGCGGUUCCCCAGCGUCGACAAGCGCCCACUCGACCUAUAUAAACUGAAGAAGGCUGUCGAGUCAAGAGGAGGGUUCGAGAAGGUCUGCAAACUGAAAAAAUGGGCCGAGAUUGGCCGUGACCUGGGAUACAGCGGCAAGAUCAUGUCAUCGCUAUCGACCUCUCUGAAAAACUCAUAUCAGCGGUGGCUGUUUCCCUACGAGGAAUACCUGCGACAUGCGAAGCCGGGCGUCCAGGCACAGCUAGAAUACGAAUAUGGAGGGCCCAUAACGCCAUCUCCAGCUACUUCGCCAAUGAAGAAAUCACACUCACACCAACACACACCAUCUAGUCUCCGAGACGAUUCGCCGGCGGUUUCUGCUUCCGAGGCGCUCAAUUCGUCAUUACGGAAUGUCAAUGGCAACGGCACUGAGACGAAAGAUAUACCAAUGCUCGAUCGAUCGAACCAAUCUACUCCCGCUCCAGCCCCUCCGACGUCUGGCUUCACGCCGGUUAAUGCGGGCGGAUUUACAGCCGUGAAUGCAGGGCAGGGGGGAUUUACACCUGUCAAUCACGCGCGGCGCGAGAGGGAACCAGAAAGGAGCUUUACGCCUCCAAGGAGGGCCGUCGACAGCCCGAUGUCUUCGGCCAAGAACACGCCCGAAUAUCGUCCCUCCAACCUCAAAUCGACACCAUUGACGAAUGGGUUCACAUCCAACCCGCUCAAGCGCCAAAUGAGCCACGACAGCAUAGAUUCGCGGAAGGAAAAUACAACUCCACGUGACGACAGCGACGGUGGUGCAAACGGACGCCGAAGCAAGAGAUUAAAGAAAGAGCCGGUUCCAACUGUGGCGGGGUCGCAUAUGAGCUUCCUACGACCCUUGACACCCAGGAUACCAGGCGAGCCGGGGUCGUUCGCGCCUGGUGAGAAGUGCGAGCAUUGCGCCAAGGGGGAGGAUGCGGGUACGCUCUUAGUCUGCGAGUCGUGUGAUCACGGGUAUCAUAUGCAGUGCCUGGAUCCCCCGCUCACGCAGAAACCGGAUUAUGACUGGAAUUGCCCGAGGUGUCUGGUGGGUGAUGGCCAGUUCGGGUUUGAGGAGGGAAGCAUCUACUCCCUUAAGCAGUUUCAUGAUAAGGCGGCGGAUUUCAAGGAGGGGUACUUCCAGAAUCGGCUACCGUUUGACCCGGUUCUCAACUGUCCGCGACCAGUUACUGAGGAUGAUAUUGAGAGGGAGUUUUGGAGGUUGGUUGCUAGUCUUGAGGAGACUGUUGAAGUUGAGUAUGGCGCCGAUAUCCAUUCCACGACUCACGGUAGCGGGUUCCCGACAAUCGAGAGGAAUCCGCGGGAUCCGUAUUCGACUGAUCCGUGGAAUCUUAAUAUUACGCCCCUGCACCCAGACUCCUUGUUCAGGCACAUCAAAUCAGAUAUCUCUGGCAUGACCGUGCCGUGGCUCUAUGUUGGCAUGAUCUUCUCGACUUUCUGCUGGCACAACGAGGAUCAUUAUGCUUAUUCCGCGAACUACCAGCAUUUUGGCUCGACGAAGACGUGGUACGGUAUCCCGGGCGAGGAUGCAGAGAAGUUCGAAAAUGCGAUGCGGGAAGCCGUGCCGGAGCUGUUCGAAACGCAGCCAGAUCUUUUGUUCCAACUUGUCACAUUACUUACCCCCGAGCAACUGAAGAAGGCCGGCGUCCGAUGUUACGCUCUUGACCAACGCGCUGGGCAAUUUGUGAUUACGUUCCCCCAAGCUUACCAUGCGGGCUUUAACCACGGUUUCAACUUCAACGAGGCUGUCAACUUCGCGCCUAAGGACUGGGAGCCGUUUGGGGAUGUUGGCGUCGAGCGACUUCAGCAGUUCAGGCGCCAACCCUGCUUUUCCCACGAUGAACUUCUUUGGACUGCCGCGGAGGGUCAUGCGACUGGUGGUGUGACUAUCGAGACGGCGAAGUGGCUUGCGCCGGCGCUGGAGCGCAUGCGAGAGAAGGAGGUUGAGCUCCGCAAGAAUUUCAUGGCUAAGCACAACGAUAAUAACCACCCUUGCGUUAUCACGGAUGAGAUUGAAGGCGCCGGACCGCGAUGCCAUGUCAAGUUCGAGGUGGAUGAUCGGGAUGUUCCGGAGGAGGAGUAUCAGUGCUCCUACUGCAAGGCUUAUGCGUAUUUGUCGAGGUAUAAGUGUGAUAAGUCGGGUAAGGUUUUGUGUCUUUUGCACGCGGGCAAUUACGAGUGCUGUGAGAUGUCUGAGGAGGAGAGGUAUAAGGGCAAGAAUCACACGCUCCACUAUCGCCGUACCGAACAGGCUAUUAGCAGUAUCUACCAGAAGGUUUGCGACAAGGCGCAUCUGCCAGAGGUAUGGGAAGACAAGGUCACAAAGACACUAGAAGAAGACGCAACACCGUCUUUAAAAGUGCUCCGCGCUCUCCUCAAUGAGGGGGAGCGCAUCCCCUAUGACCUCCCCUCUCUCCCAACCCUAAAGACCUUCGUGGACCGCUGCAACGAAUGGGUCGACGAAGCCACCAACUACAUCGUGCGCAAACAACAAAACCGCCGCAAGAGCGAGAAGAGCUGGCGCAAGGGCAGCAAAGCCGCCGAAGCCGAGGAGCGCGAGCGCGAGCUCCGCAAAGUCGAGAACGUCGUAAAGCUCCUCAAGGAUGCCGACGCCCUCGGCUUCGACUGCCCGGAAAUCACCCAGCUGCGGGAGCGCGCCGAGGCCAUCACCAGUUUCCAGCGCGACGCCAAGAUGGCGCUCGACAACCAGAAUGUGCGCGACACGCAGGUGUUUGAGGAGCUGCUCGAGCGCGGGCGCGGGCUCAAUGUGGAUAUGCCCGAGACGGAGCGGCUGGAGGGGGUGGUGGCGAAGAAUAAGUGGGAUGAUAGGGCGAAGGAGGCUAGGGGCCAGUUUUUGUCGCUGACGGAUAUCAAGGAGCUGAUUGCGGCGGCGGAGAAGCUGGAGAUUCUACCGGCGAGUAACAGCUAUCUCCGCCACUUUAAGGAGCAGAAGGAGGCGGGAGAGGGUUGGGAGAUGAAGGCCAAGGAACUCAUGUCUGCGGAGUCGAUUCAUUACCCCCAGCUGGAGGCGCUGUCGAAUCAGGCGCAGGCGGCUGCGAUACCGGUUUCGGCGGAGACGCUGGCGCAGGUUGAUCAGAUCCUUAAUAAACAGCGCGAAGCGCAUCGGCAGAUUGUGUCUCUCUACGACCGCAGCAAGGAAGCGGAUAUCUCGAAGCGGCCCACGUACUCCGAAGUCGUCUUCACGGUGGAUAGUCUGCUAGACCUGAACAGCAAGCCGAGCGGCACGCUGGACCUCGAGAAAGAGCAGAAGCGCCACGAGGACUGGAUGCGCAAGGGCAAGAAGCUGUUUGGGAAAGCGAACGCCCCACUGCAUAUCCUCAAGACGCAUAUGGAGUAUGUGCUUGAGCGGAACUUGGAUUGCUUCGAUAUCAUGUAUGAUAAGCCGCGGAUGCCGGCGGAGCCGGCGUCGAGGGAGCCGAGCCCGGUGGAUGGGAAGAUGCAUACGUGGGAAGAUCCGAGGUUUAGGGAGGUGUUUUGUAUUUGUCGUAAGGUGGAGGCGGGGAUGAUGAUUGAGUGCGAGUUAUGUCAUGAGUGGUACCACGGCAAAUGCCUCAAGAUCGCGCGCGGCAAAGUCAAAGAAGACGAGAAAUACACCUGCCCCAUCUGCGACUGGCGCGUCAAGAUCCCGCGCGACGCCGCCCGCCCAAAACUCGAAGACCUAAUCGAAUGGCAGAACGAGAUCAAAUCCCUCCCCUUCCAGCCCGACGAAGAGGACCUCCUCGCGCGCAUCAUCGACAAUGCGCAGGACUUCCGCAAUCACGUCGCGCCCUUCUGUAACCCUAUCAUGGCAACCUCUGAGGAGUCGUCGAUUCUGAGGUUUUACUUACGCAAGAUUGAAGGGGCGGAGAUAUUGUUGGUCAGGGAGACGAAUUAUUUCCGCGCGCAGUUGCAUAAUUGGUCCCCUGUGGCGCCGGAGCCGCCGCCGGUGCUGGAGACGUCGAAGUCGACGAGGAAGCCGCGGCCGACGAAGUUGCAGAAGUUGAUGGCUCAACAUGGCGUCGAUGACCCUGAAAACCUCCCUCAGUCUCUGCGCACCAAGCAACACGGCUUCAAGCGGAAAUCCAGCGAACCGCAAUCCGCCCCGCCCCGACCGGCGCUGCAACCCGCUCCGGGGGGGGCGCAGGGACACUACGCGAUGCAGCAGUUCUCGGCGCAGCAGCAGCAGGCGCAGAAUGGCGUGUACCCUGGCUCUGGACCGCGGAUGUUGGCGGAUUCACCGCACCUUCAGCAACAGCAACAGCAGCAGCCAAGGUUUGCGUAUGAUGAGAUUCCGUAUGGGGCACGAGAGAGACAGCCGGGGUUUGCACCGAUGGCGUUCGUGCAUGCAACUCCCUAUGGCGGCUCUGGACAGGGUGCCCAGGGGCCGUUUACAGGGGCGGCGAUGGGGCGGGGGGGGGAGAUGACGCUUGAUGGGCGGGGGAUGGGGAGUCCGCUUGGGGAGGGGUUUGAUUCGUCUAGUAUCACUGGGGGACUGCCAGGGGGUUCUGGGGGGGGGGGAAACGGAGGGGAAAAGAGGGCGAAGGAGGAGGCGGGUGGGGGGGAGGCGGGGGAGUUGUUGAGGGAUAUGACGAUGUUUGGGGAGGACGGGGGUUGGGAUGAGUGAGUUCCCUCUUUUUGGGGGGUGUAUGUGGAGGAGACGUGUAAUUAUGGGCAAAGGGGUGUCUUACUUCCCGCCCUGGUUUCCUUUUGUCGUCGCUUUGGGCUGGCUGGCUGGGUUGGCUUUUGAGUUUUAAAUUUGGGGGGAGUUGAUGUUUUUUUGGAGUUCUUUUUUUGGGGGCCCG
Molecule: messenger RNA, 6038 nt
Organism: Pseudogymnoascus verrucosus
Lineage: Eukaryota; Fungi; Ascomycota; Leotiomycetes; Thelebolales; Thelebolaceae
Exons: 5
Coding region: 704-5860 (1718 amino acids)
Biological process (GO): chromatin remodeling
Cellular component (GO): nucleus
Molecular function (GO): histone demethylase activity; DNA binding
Source: RefSeq, a predicted model, not a curated record